Seriola dumerili (greater amberjack) is the source of this 1193-nucleotide messenger RNA. RefSeq lists its product as uncharacterized. Gene Ontology annotation, molecular function: lipid binding. The transcript is spliced from 3 exons. Gene Ontology annotation, cellular component: membrane; extracellular region. The record is from RefSeq and is a predicted model, not a curated record. NCBI's taxonomy places the organism in Eukaryota, Metazoa, Chordata, Actinopteri, Carangiformes, Carangidae. Gene Ontology annotation, biological process: lipid transport; lipoprotein metabolic process. The annotation marks the transcript as partial.
CUCAACAUGGACAUUGCUGAUGAGCUCAUAACUAAAAUCUUCUCGUGGGUGGAGCUGCAGAAGAAAGGUUCACACAAGUUGAAGAAACUGGCCACUGAGCUUGAGGAAAGGAAGAAGAAUGUUAACGUCACUAAGGUUGUUGGGAGCUCAGUGUCUGUAGGUGGUGCAGCUGCACUGACAGCAGCAGGUAUAUUAACCUUCUGGACAGGAGGGUUAGCAGCACCUCUUCUAGUUGUAGGAGCAGCAGCAACAGGGGCUGGUUUGGCUACUAAUGUGGGUGCUGAUAUUGUAGAUCUUAUAGCAUCAAGUCGCAACAUGAAAGAGGCUGAAGAGAUUUCAGAGGAGAUCCAGAAUGUUGAGAAGAAACUCCAGGAACUCAUGACGACACUGUUAGAGGAACAACGGGAUGGUGAUCAUCUUCCUGUUGAAGUUUUUGUCAUGGAGCGAAUCCUGAGAGCAAUGGCCAACAACAAUGGACUGCAACUACAUGAUGAUGUCAGUUUGUACAACAUGUUGUCUGGUUCGUCCAGAUAUCAGUUCUCUGUGAUUGACGUGGCCUUACAAAUCCUGAAGAUUUCAACAGUAGGUUUGACCCUGCUUUCACAGUUUGUUCUAAAACCAGCAGCUAAACAAACAGGGAAAGCUGUGGUUUCAGUGGCCACUAACAUCGGAGGAAAAACAGCAGUGAAGGCAGCUGGACGUAUUGCAGGAGGAGCAGUUGGACUUGCGUUUUCGAUUCCUGAGCUGGUGAUCAACUGUAAAAACCUGGACAACUGUGAGACAGAAGCCAGUCAGAGUCUGAGAGAGAACGCUGAAGCCAUACAGAAGGCCUCUGAAGAGCUGGAAACACAACUUAAUGAAAUUCAGAAGGCAAUUCAAAAAUUAGUCAGGGUGAAACUCUGCAUCGAAAACACCAAGAGGAGCUCAGAUCAAAGGAAAGAGUUGAUAGAUUUUGCAAUAAGAAACUGUCAGGAUGAAGCAGUUCGACAAUGGCUGAGAGAGAAUGCAGAGUCGGAGGCUUUCUUCAGUCUCGUCGACAUGUUUCAUUUAGUGAAAGAAAAGCUUGAUGAGGAAGAAAAGAAGAACCACAGCAACAUUGUUGACAUCACCUUUUUGGCUCAUGGAUCAAUCACAGACUCCAUGAUCCCAGCCAGCUGUCUGCUGCCUCUGCCCACCAUCACAGAUGUGGUCCU